This is a messenger RNA of Helianthus annuus (common sunflower), 1566 nucleotides long. RefSeq names its product putative ubiquitin-conjugating enzyme E2 38. Gene Ontology annotation, molecular function: ubiquitin conjugating enzyme activity. The coding region runs from base 125 to 1387 and encodes 420 amino acids. The transcript is spliced from 8 exons. Lineage: Eukaryota; Viridiplantae; Streptophyta; Magnoliopsida; Asterales; Asteraceae. The record is from RefSeq and is a predicted model, not a curated record.
UUGGAAAACUAUAUAUAAAAAAAGAAACCAUCUGGUCAUCUUCUCGGCGCAAAACACAUCUGUAUGUUAGUUGUGUAAGUUAUUUAUGUGUGUAAGUUUUGGUUUAUAGGUUGAGCGUGUAUAUAUGGAUUUCAAUAAUUCUGUAGCUAUGAGGAAAAGAAACAAGUGUCAGGCUGACUUUGAUGAAAUAGCGGACAGAGUCAAAGAGAUCGACUUAUGUGAUGAAGACCUCAAUGAUGCAGUGGACAACAUUUGUAAGGGUAUCAUGGAUUACAUCUGUUUGGUAUGGUCGCCCGCUUUUCGUUAUGAUUUUGAUCCUUACUUUAGAAAGAAACCCUGUUUUGAUACUCGAGGAGGCAGCGGGUCAAGGUGCUCUCAGUUUCUGGCAUUUUCCCAACACUAUAGAUCAAAGUUUGACAAGUUUAUGAAGAUCUAUUCAAGAGUUGGUAUUUACCCUAAAGAGGAUGUGUUACCGGCUGCUAGACUUUCCCCCCCGAUUGCAAUUGACGAAGAUGUGCUCGAAAGGUAUAAAAGCUUCAAGAGGUUUGAUACCGUUGUGGACCAUUCAGAUCAUCUUUUUUCUAAGUUACCUAUUGAGCAGACAACAGAAGGCUGGGCUAAAAAUAUACGGGAAGAGUGGAGGAUUCUUAGAAAUGGCUUGCCUGAGACAAUAUUUGUGAGGGCUUAUGAAUCAAGGAUGGAUCUAUUAAGAGCUGUAAUUAUUGGAGCAAAGGGGACUCCGUAUCACGAUGGUCUCUUCGUCUUUGAUGUGUAUAUUCCAAGCAUGUAUCCUCUUGUGUCGCCUCUUGUGCGCUAUCACUCUUUUGGCUUUGCUAUCAAUCCACAUCUGUUCGAGUGUGGCGAACUUCGCAUAUACCUUAGCGAAUCAUUUGGCCAGUUUAGCAAGACACUCUGGCCGUCUGACGAUUUAACUAUGCUCCAAUUUCUGGUCUCCAUACAGGAACGGGUUCUGAACGCAGAUCCUUUGUUCCACCAACCUGGAUUUGUAGAUUCUGGACCCUCUGUGGCUGCAAAAUACUUGUCUUUACUAUACAACGAGGACAUCCUGAUAAAAUCACUCAAGACAAUGAUUUAUAUCAUGAAUAAACCACCCAAGAACUUUGAGGCUUUUGUAGUUGGGCAUUUUCGCAAUCGUGUGGUUGAUAUUCUAAUGGCUUGUAAUGCUUAUAGGGAUGGCCUGGCGCAAGCCGGGGGUGGUGGGGGUAACAAGGAGGAGAGCUGCUGCUCAAUGGAGUUCCAGAAGAAAGUUCAUUUAUGCAUAUAUGACCUUGGAACUGCUUUUAGAAAGAUCGGAGCAACUGAAGCUCUCGAGCACUUGUCGCCUCGCGCAACUUGUACCUGGCUUUAUGGAUAUCGGCGCAACUGAAGCUCUCAAGCACAAUGAGUGGACCGUUUAUUGUUUUGUUUAGGUAUAUUUUUUGAAUGCUUCUUCUUGAUUAAGUGGAACUGGAGAGCUGCUCAAUCAAUUCUAAGUAAAGUAGUAGACACGAAUUGAUUAUUAAACUGCUAUUAUGAAACUCGUACCUUGCUGAAACUUUAAUUUGU